GUAGAGAGAGAAAAGCCAAAACUGUAUACACGCACUCGCCCAAAAAAAAUAACAGCCUAGGGUUUGACUGCAGAAAUGCAAAAUUCUUGAAAAUUCAGAGAGGGUAGAAAAUUCCGGCGAGUUCGGGUUCUCGCCGGCCGAUCUUCUAAUUGGCCCCACAAUUUCGGCUCCGAAAUCCUCACCUCCUCCUCCUCCGCUGAAUUUUCGCAUUCUUUUCCAUUUUAUUUUCUAGAGAGAGAAAGUGCGGAAUUAUAGAUAUAUAUACACACACUCAAUCAUAUGUGGGUGUGUCUGCGUUAAGAGAGAGAAAGAGAGAUAGAGAGUGUGUGUGUGGGACAGAGGUGAGCAGACGUUAAUUUGAACGUUGGGAUCUGAGUGGGAUAGAAGGGAAGGGGAUAUUUAACGACAGCGGUUUUUUGUCUCUGACGCGGGAGAAUUAAAUUUUUUCCCUAACAAAAUACAAUCCUUGUUGGUUUUCUGGUGUGCUGAAUUUUUCUUUGUCCUCUCCUACUUUUUCAACAAGAAUUGAGUUCCGAUUUUUUGCAUGCAAUCGGGGGGUGGGGCACAGCAAGGCGGUGGUGCCGCCGCCGGGCAUGGGCGGGGCACGGCAGCCUCUGCCUCUGCCUCUCCGUCUUCGUCCUCUUCGGCUUCACACCUGGAUCAGCAGCAGCAGCAACAACAACAACAGCAGAGACAGCAGCAAUUAUUGCAGCAACAGUUCCUUAGAAGACCUGAGGGAAAUGACCCUAAUUUAGCCUACCAGGCUGGCAGUGUACAUGGAUUUUUAGGAGUGAACAACUUUGCUGCGCCUUCCAGCUCCAUGCAGCUGUCUCAGCAGUCAAGAAAGUAUAUUGAUUUGGGACAGCAGCACAAUUCACCCAAUUUACGGAAUGAGGGUCAAAACAGGAGUCAGGGCUUUGAACAACAAAUGUUUAAUCCUAUCCAACAGGCUUACCUGCAGUAUGCUUUCCAGAAUGUCCAACAGAAAUCAGCUAUUGGAUUGCAAUCUCAACAGCAAAUGAAGAUGGGAAUAUUUGGCAAUACAGGCAAGGAUCAAGAUACUAAGACUCCAAACACAAAAGUGCAGGACCUUGUAUCCUUGCAGGUAACAAGUCAGUCUCAGGCAUCAUCGUCCAAGAUGCCAUCAGAGCACUUUUCGCAUGAAAAACAGACAGAUCAUGGUCAUCAGUCUAUGUCUGAUCAGAGGACUGAGCUUAAGCCUCCUAGCCAGCCAACCUUACUUGGGCAAGUGGCAAUGAAGCAUAUGCAGGCACCACAGGGUCAGCAGAGCAUUCAGAGUAUGACAAAUAACCCUCUUAUGGCUGCACAGAUGCAGGCAAUACAAGCUUUGGCCUUUGAACGUAAUAUUGAUCUUUCAAAUCCUGCCAAUGCAACUAUGAUGGCACAACUUAUUCCAUUAAUGCAGUCUAGAAUGAUUCCACAACAGAAAGCCAGUGAGAGCAAUAUGCCUCUGCAGUCUCCAUCUGUUCAUGUGCCAAAGCAGCAGGUUAAUUCACCUCGAGUUGCAAAUGAUAGCUCUCCUCAUGCUAAUUCCUCCAGCGAAGCAUCUGGGCAAUCAAGUUCUGCUAAAAAUAGGCAAACUGUUACUAGUGGUCCUCUUGGCUUGGCACAGAGUGCAGCUUCAGUUAACCACUCUAAUAAUAUACCUGUGCAACAGUUUUCUGUUCAUGGUAGAGAGAAUCAGUUGCCUCCCAGGCAACCAAUAAUGGGUGGCAAUGGGUUGACUCCUCAUCUAUCGCAGACAACUGUGAGCUCAAUGCCAGGGAUGGAGAGUACACUUAUGGCUAAAGCUGCCUCAACUGCUGUGGAAACUAUGCAGAUACAACAAAUCAAGCAAGUGAAUCGACCUUUAAUGCAAUCUGCAACUUCAUCUCAGGAUGGGAGCUCUGGAAAUCCCCCUCCAUCUCAGAGUGGAACCUUGCCACAGUUGCAACAACCACAAUUGGGGUUCUCUAAACAGCAGUUGCAUGUUCUUAAGGCUCAAAUUCUUGCAUUUAGGCGAUUAAAGAAAGGAGAUGGGACUCUGCCACGUGAGUUGCUCCAAGCAAUUGUUCCACCUGCACUGGAUUUACAAAUGCCACAGGUUCUUCCUCCUAAUGCACCAUCCAAUCAAGACAGAUCUGCCACUAGAGGUACAGAGGACCCUGUAAGACGCCUGGAGCAUACUGAGAAGGGGACUCAGCUCAUGAUACCUGCUGAAGGACUAAAUAGUUCAAAGGAGGAAACUUCUGUAGAGGGGCAAGCAAGUGCUGCAACUGUUAAUUUGCAAACUAAGACAAAUGUGGCCAAAGAGAGCACAUCAGUGUUUCCUGCAGCAAAAGAAGAGCAGCAAACUACAGGAUAUUCUGGUAAAUCAGAUCAGGAUGUUGAACGCAGCAUUGAAAAUAAUACUAAUAAAAGUGAUGUCACAAUGGGCAAGGGGAAAACAGUUUCUCCCCAAGCUAAUGUUUCUGAUACUGCGGUGCAAGCAAAGAAACCUGCACAAACAAGCCCUGUGACUCAGCCUAAGGAUGCUGGUGCUGUACGUAAGUAUCAUGGUCCUUUGUUCGAUUUCCCUGUCUUCACGCGGAAACAUGAUGCGUUUGGUUCAUCCAUGAUGGUGCCCAAUAAUAAUAAUUUGAUAUUGGGGUAUGAAAUCAAGGAUCUUAUAGCCGAGGAAGGCACAGAAAUGUUUAAAAGAAAAAGGGAAGAUAACAUAAAGAAAAUUGGUGAGAUUCUUUCUCUUAAUGCAGAGAGGAAGAGAAUUAGGCCAGAUCUUGUUUUGCGGUUGCAAAUAGAAGAAAAGAAACUUCAGCUCGCUGAUGUGCAGGCACGUAUAAGGGAUGAGAUUGAACAGCAACAACAAGAAAUAAUGGCAAUGCCUGACAGACCAUACAGAAAAUUUGUUCGGCUAUGUGAACGCCAACGUCAGGAUCUUGCUAGGCAAGUACAGGCCUCUCAGAAAGCCAUACGAGAAAAGCAGUUGAAAUCUAUUUUCCAGUGGCGCAAAAAACUUCUUGAGGCUCAUUGGGCUAUCCGUGAUGCUCGAACUGCCCGCAAUAGGGGAGUUGCUAAAUAUCAUGAGAGAAUGCUGAGGGAGUUCUCUAAGAGAAAGGAUGAUGAUCGCAAUAAGAGGAUGGAGGCCUUGAAGAAUAAUGAUGUGGAUAGAUAUAGAGAGAUGUUACUAGAACAACAGAGUGGCAUGCCUGGUGAUUCUGGAGAGAGAUAUGCUGUUCUCUCAUCAUUUCUUUCUCAGACAGAAGAGUAUCUUCAUAAACUAGGAAGUAAGAUAACAGCUGCCAAAAAUCAGCAGGAGGUUGAGGAGGCAGCAAAUGCUGCUGCUGCUGCUGCAAAAGCCCAGGGUCUAUCUGAAGAAGAAGUAAGGGCUGCUGCCUCAUGUGCUCGAGAGGAAGUGAUGAUAAGGAAUCGUUUCUCUGAGAUGAAUGCACCAAAAGAUGGUUCAUCUGCUAACAAGUAUUAUACUCUUGCACAUGCUGUUAAUGAAAGGGUUUUGAGGCAGCCCUCAAUGCUAAGAGCAGGAACUCUACGAGACUAUCAGCUUGUUGGUUUGCAGUGGAUGCUCUCUUUGUAUAACAACAAGUUAAAUGGAAUUUUGGCUGAUGAGAUGGGUCUUGGAAAGACUGUUCAGGUUAUGGCAUUGAUUGCUUAUCUGAUGGAGUUCAAAGGAAACUAUGGUCCACAUCUUAUUAUUGUUCCCAAUGCUGUUCUGGUUAACUGGAAGAGUGAGUUGCACACCUGGCUCCCAUCUGUAUCUUGCAUUUUCUAUGUUGGAGGAAAGGACCAAAGAGCGAAGUUAUUUUCUCAGGAAGUUUGUGCCAUGAAGUUCAAUGUUCUUGUGACAACCUAUGAGUUCAUCAUGUAUGAUCGCUCAAAGCUUUCAAAAGUUGAUUGGAAGUACAUUAUUAUUGAUGAAGCCCAACGAAUGAAAGACAGGGAAUCUGUUCUUGCUCGUGAUCUUGACAGAUAUAGGUGCCAAAGGCGUCUACUUCUCACAGGAACCCCUUUACAGAAUGAUCUUAAAGAACUUUGGUCUCUGUUAAAUCUUCUCCUACCAGAAGUCUUUGAUAAUCGUAAAGCAUUUCAUGAUUGGUUCUCUAAACCCUUUCAAAAAGAAGGCCCUGCACAUAAUGUCGAGGAUGACUGGCUUGAAACUGAGAAGAAGGUUAUUAUUAUCCAUAGGCUUCAUCAAAUUCUUGAGCCUUUCAUGCUCAGGCGCCGUGUUGAAGAUGUUGAAGGUUCACUUCCUCCCAAGGUAUCCAUCGUCUUAAAAUGCAGAAUGUCAGCUUUUCAGAGUGCUGUUUAUGACUGGAUUAAGUCCACUGGUACAAUUAGAGUUGACCCAGAAGAUGAGAAGCGCAGGGCUCAAAAAAAUCCAAUUUACCAACCUAAAACAUAUAAAACCUUAAAUAACCGUUGUAUGGAGCUCCGGAAAACUUGCAAUCAUCCUUUACUAAAUUAUCCUUAUCUCAAUGUCUCAAAGGAUUUUCUUGUCAACUCUUGUGGAAAAUUGUGGGUUCUGGAUAGGGUCCUGAUUAAACUUCAAAGAACAGGACACAGAGUACUACUCUUUAGUACAAUGACAAAACUGCUUGAUAUUUUGGAGGAAUACUUGCAGUGGCGGCGACUUGUGUACAGACGAAUUGAUGGCACAACUAGCUUAGAAGACCGUGAAUCAGCUAUUGUGGAUUUUAAUAGCCCAGAUACUGAUUGCUUUAUUUUCUUGCUCAGCAUUCGUGCUGCUGGGCGUGGUUUGAAUCUGCAAACUGCUGACACAGUCAUCAUUUAUGAUCCUGAUCCAAAUCCAAAAAAUGAGGAACAGGCAGUUGCUAGAGCCCACCGGAUAGGGCAGACUAGAGAAGUUAAGGUCCUUUAUAUGGAGGCAGUGGUCGACAAAAUCUCCAGCCAUCAGAAAGAGGAUGAAUUCCGGAGUGGAGGUGCAGUUGAUUCCGAUGAUGACCUUGCGGGUACAGACCGAUAUAUAGGAUCCAUUGAGAGUCUCAUUCGGAACAAUAUUCAACAAUACAAAAUUGACAUGGCUGAUGAAGUGAUUAAUGCUGGUCGUUUUGACCAAAGGACUACUCAUGAAGAGAGACGUUUAACUUUGGAAACACUGUUACAUGAUGAGGAGAGAUAUCAAGAAACUGUUCAUGAUGUUCCUUCCCUUCAGGAGGUAAAUCGUAUGAUUGCUAGGAGUGAAAAAGAAGUAGAACUGUUUGAUCAAAUGGAUGAAGAAAUUGAUUGGGCAGAGGAAAUGACUAGAUAUGAUCAGGUACCCAAGUGGCUUCGUGCUAGCUCUAAAGAAGUAAAUGCAGCUGUUGCUCAUUUAGCAAAGAAGCCAUCAAAGAACAUCUUAUUGAGUGGGGGAAUUGUUGCAGAGUCUAGUGAGAUGGCCUCUGAGUCUGAAAGGAGAAGGGGACGGCCAAAAGCGAAAAAGUUUCCUGUAUACACAGAGAUAGAUGAUGAAAAUGGAGAGUUCUCUGAAGCUAGCUCUGAGGAGCGAAAUGGGUAUUCAGUACAUGAAGAAGGAGAAUUGGGGGAUGAAGAUGAUGAAUUUAAUGGUACAAUUGGGGCGCCUCAAGUAAACAAAGACCAUUCAGAAGAAGAUGAUCGGGUUUCUGCUGAUGGAUAUGAGUACCAUCAAGCUCCUGGCAACAAUAGAAACAAUCAUAUACCUGAACAAACUGGUUCAUCAGGUUCAUCUGCUGAGAGCCAAAGGUUGAAGCAAAAGGUCUCACCAUCUGUGUCAUCUCAGAAAUUUGGGUCACUUUCUGCGCUAGAUGCAAGACCAACUUCUCGUUCAAAAAGGGUGGCAGAUGAGUUAGAGGAAGGGGAAAUUGCUGUGUCUGGAGACUCCCAUAUAGAUCUCCAGCAGUCUGGUAGCUGGAUUCAAGGUCGUGAUGAAGGUGAAGAAGAACAGGUCUUGCAGCAGCCCAAAAUAAAACGGAAGCGGAGUAUUCGGAUUCGGCCAAAGCAUGCUGCAGAGAGGCAAGAGGAGAAGUCUAGUGAGAAGGUGCCAGUCCUCAGUGGAAAGUCUUCACAGUUGCCCCUUCAAGUGGACCGUAAAUAUGAUCUUCAAAUUAGGAAUGGCCGGGGACCUAAAAUUCAUGGAGACCCUAGUGCUAUAAAAGAUGAUCAAACUGAUUCAUCAUUUAAGGGUAGGCGGAAUUUACCUUCAAGGAAAAAUUCACAUUUAGUGAAAGUACAGGGUUUAGUAAAAUCUGGAAGGUCUGCUCCUCCAGAAGAAGCUGCUGAACAGAUGAGACAAAAUUGGGAGAGUAAAGUCAUGAAUACUACUGGGGCUUCUGGUGGAGGCGUAAAGAUGUCUAAGGUCAUUCAGAAGUGCAAGAACGUGGUCAUUAAUCUGCAAAGGAGAAUAAACAAGGAAGGCCAUCAAAUAAUUCCACUGCUAACUGAUUUGUGGAGAAGAAUUGAAGGUGAUAUGGACAUGGCUGAUGAUAACCUUCUUGAUUUACAAACAAUUGGUUUGCGUGUUGACGAGAAUGAGUAUAGUGGAGUGCUGGAGUUUGUUUCUGAUGUGCAACUGAUGUUAAAAAGUGCUGUGCAAUAUUAUGGAUUCUCACCAGCGGUGAGAACCGAAGCAAGGAAGGUGAAUGAUCUUUUCUUUGACAUCUUGAAGAUUGCAUUUCCAGAGACAGAUUUCCGAGAAGCCAGGAAUUCUGUCUCCUUUUCUGGCCCAGCAACUAUGACUGCCUCUGGUUCGUCAACAAGACAGAUGCUUGGUCAAAACAAGCGUAACCGGCUUGUUAGUGAUGCAGAAGCAGAUGCUGGCCCCACUCAUAAACCACAAACAAGGGGAUCUCUCCAUGCUACUGAAGAUUCAAAGUCGUCUAGAAUUCAUGUGUCUCAAAAAGAAGCAAGGCUUGGUGUUGGCAGCAGCAGGGAGCAGGAUGAUCCCCGGCCAUUGACCCAUCCUGGAGAGCUUGUUAUUUGCAAAAAGAAAAGGAAAGACAGAGAGAAGUCAGUAAUGAAGACGGGAAACAUGUCAGGUGGCCCGGUAUCACCCACUGGUGUGAGCCGCAAUGCAAAAAAUUCAGGGUGUGUGUCAAUGAUGAAAGAUUCGUGGCUAAAUCAACAGGGCGUUCAACAGCAAGGGUGGGCUAACCAAUCUCCUCAACUGACAAGUGGUGGAAGCAGUGGUGGUGGGAGUUCGGUUGGGUGGGCCAACCCCGUGAAAAGGAUGAGAAGUGAUGCAGGUAGAAGGCGCCCUAGCCAUUUAUGAUCGCUGGUGGCAGUGUAUUCUUUGUACUGAUUCAGUUGCUUGCUCACUCAAGGUAAGGUACUGGUGUGUAAAUGGUUCGUCCUCCUCGGCAUCCGACAAUCUGUUUCUUUAGUAUACAAUUUUCUCUGUGGCUUCUUCAUGUAGUACCAAUUCUGCCCAAAUCUUAGAGUUGUUACUGUAGUGUUGUUGGCUGUAGUCAUUCAAGUGUUUUCCAGCUUCAUCUCAUCUCUAUCACUUUUUGGAUAUUAUAAGCAAAAAUUUUCAUUGAAACGCCUUCUUAAGGGCGUGGGAAUUGAUUCAGAGUUGUGAAUUCUGCCCAA
Messenger RNA from Ipomoea triloba (trilobed morning glory), 7581 nucleotides. RefSeq names its product ATP-dependent helicase BRM. NCBI's taxonomy places the organism in Eukaryota, Viridiplantae, Streptophyta, Magnoliopsida, Solanales, Convolvulaceae. Gene Ontology annotation, cellular component: nucleus. The coding region runs from base 545 to 7261 and encodes 2238 amino acids. The transcript is spliced from 14 exons. Gene Ontology annotation, molecular function: protein binding; ATP-dependent chromatin remodeler activity; DNA binding. The record is from RefSeq and is a predicted model, not a curated record. Gene Ontology annotation, biological process: positive regulation of transcription by RNA polymerase II.